Leptinotarsa decemlineata (Colorado potato beetle) is the source of this 945-nucleotide messenger RNA. RefSeq lists its product as uncharacterized. The record is from RefSeq and is a predicted model, not a curated record. NCBI's taxonomy places the organism in Eukaryota, Metazoa, Arthropoda, Insecta, Coleoptera, Chrysomelidae.
GAAAGAAAAUCCCAGAAUUGAGGGCCUUUCAAAAUCAUAUAUGGAAGGGGAAACUCUAUCUGCUAAAUGCACUUCGGACUAUGCCGAUCCAGAGCCAAUACUAGUUUGGAAGAUCAACGGACAAGAUCCUUCUGCGAACGACAUCGGCGAAUCUUCCAGCUCCGAUCCCGACUCCAUUGGCCUUGUGUCACGGUCCAUCACGCUGCGCCUCCCGGUCGAGCGUAAAGGAUCCCGAGGGAACGGCAUCGAGAUACGGUGCGAAUCCGCCCUGCCUGGCGUGCCUGUAGCCAAGCAGAUCACAUCCCUCAACGUCCCCGUGAGGAAUCCCAACGAUCCGCAAAUCAACAACCAAAAGUUGCACUGGACUGGGUCCAGCGCAACCACCCGAUCUCACCGGUCAUUCCAGAUAGCCUGGACCCUUAUUUGGGUAGUGGUAGUGAAAUGGAGCAUGGGGAUGAUUUCCCAGUAAACUAGUUUUAGAUUCCAGGAUAACUGUACAGAUAAUUAUGUGAUGUUUGAUGUGGCAUGAGACAAAUUGAUACCCAAUCACGGGGUUGAGUGGAGUCGUAUUGGAGGCUUCAACUAGAGGGUUAGAGUCAGUAGUAGCAGUUUGUUCAAGGAUACGUCUACAAACUAAUAUUGCCUGAAAUACGUUUCCAGAAUAUUCAAUUCUCAAGAAAUAUUAGUUUGAAAACACAGGCAUAAGGAAUACUUCAAAAACCUAUUUCGUCUUGAAAUUUCAAAUGAUCUUCAUUUUCAAAACCCUCAAUCUGUCAUUGACACCAAUAGUAGUACUUGGACUGGUCAUAGAUGCAACUUUGAAUCUUUGAUCCCCAAUAAGACAACCGUGUGUGAAAAAACUUUCAGUUGAGCUUUUAUUCAAGAGUAUUAUCCUUGUAGUUGAAAACAAUCGAGGCUGAUGGAAUGUCGACUUUGGGUUGACAA